Messenger RNA from Gossypium arboreum, 387 nucleotides. RefSeq lists its product as uncharacterized. The record is from RefSeq and is a predicted model, not a curated record. NCBI's taxonomy places the organism in Eukaryota, Viridiplantae, Streptophyta, Magnoliopsida, Malvales, Malvaceae. The coding region runs from base 1 to 387 and encodes 128 amino acids. The transcript has a single exon.
AUGAAGUGCGUGGUAUCGCUUCUAAGAGAUUCAGCCUGCCAGUGGUGGAACACUCUCAUGUCGACUGUGCUGAAAGAGAAAGUGGCUUGGAAGUUUUUCCAAGAGGAAUUUUGCAAGAAGUACAUCAAUCAAAGGUUUAUGGACCAAAAGAGGAAAGAGUUUCUCGACUUGAGGCAGGGUGAAAUGGCAGUUACCAAAUAUGAGCUUGAGUUUAUGAGGCUUAGAAAAUAUGCUUGGGAAUGUGUAUCUACUGAAGCCAUCAUGUGUAGAAGAUUUGAGGAUGGGUUGAACGAAGACAUCCAAUUGCUGGUUGGUAUCCUUGAAUUGAAGGAGUUUUUUGUGUUGGUCGAGAGAGCAUACAAGGCUGAAGAAUUGGCUAAAGAAUAA